UGACUCGAGUGAGACCAUCACAAGACUUCCUAUGAGUUUCACAACUUGGUGAGCUGCACUUUCUAACCAAGAUUCAGACGAGCUGCCACGAAAUGCAUUUCCAGAUCAUAUUGCUAUGCGUGUGCUUUAUGUGUUUUGCCUGCUCGAAUGCCAUACAAUGUGACUCCUGUGGCAAGGAGUGUGCGAAUGCCUGUGGCACCAAGCAUUUCCGAACCUGCUGCUUUAACUACCUACGCAAACGCAGCGAUCCCGACGCACUGCGUCUCAGCUCGAAUAAACGACUUAUUGACUUCAUAUUGCUGCAAGGACGUGCGCUCUUCACGCAGGAGCUGCGUGAACGCCGCAACAAUGGCACCCUCAUUGACCUGGACAUGAGCACCUACUAUGGCUGAAAGAAACGGUAUCUUCCCAUCCGACUCCACGAUAACGGCACAGAAUGAGAACAACAAUGGACAUGUUUGAAGUGUUAAUUUUUCAAUAAAAAGGCGUAAAACUCUUUG
Molecule: messenger RNA, 500 nt
Organism: Drosophila hydei
Lineage: Eukaryota; Metazoa; Arthropoda; Insecta; Diptera; Drosophilidae
Gene: Trissin
Product: trissin
Exons: 3
Coding region: 93-392 (99 amino acids)
Source: RefSeq, a predicted model, not a curated record